AUGCAGCUUCGCUACUUUAAGUCUAUUCUGCCUCCGGCGGAAACCUAUCAGAAGAUCACGUCGUUGACCUGGGCUCCCAACAACUCUCGGCUAGCAGCUGUGUCUACGGAUAAAGUAGUGUACCUUUUCGACGAAAAUGGAGAAAAACGAGAUAAGUUCAAGACUAAGCCAGCGGAGGCUAGCAAUCCGAACACUUAUAUUGUCCGGGCUAUGGCAUUCUCCCCGGACUCUACGAAGCUGGCGAUUGCGCAGAGCGAUAAUAUUGUCUUCAUUUACAGGCUUGUCGACCCCGAUACGGGCGCGGACAAGAAGAGCAUAUGCAACAAAUUUCCACAGGCUUGCGCAGUGACUAGCUUGGUGUGGCCCAAGGACCGGCCAAACGAGGUGGUGUUUGGCCUCGCCGAUGGGAAGGUCCGCCUGGGGAUGCUGAAAAACAACAAGUCCUACACAUGCUACGCGCACCCAGAAAACUCCUAUGUAGUGGCCCUCGCGUCCAGCUUGAACGGUCAGAACGUCAUCUCUGGGCACAUGGAUGGCGCCGUGUGGAAGUUCAACUUUCCCGCAGAGGAGGGGGGCACACCCACCAGCUCGCAACUCGUUGUGCAUUCAUGCGUGCCGUAUUCUCUGGGCUGGGGCAGCUGCAUUGCCGCAGCUGGUAAUGACAACCGCGUCGUAUUUUAUGACCUUAAUGGACGUGAGAUUCGGUCUUUCGACUACGGCAAUGAUGACAAUGUGCGCGAAUUCACCACGUGCGCAUUCAACCCAAGUGGUGAUACGGUUGUGUUUGGGACCUACAACCGCUUCUACAUGUACACCUUCAACAUUCAGCGAAACGAUUGGGAGGAAGUGGGCCACAAGCACAUUGAAAACUUCUACGCAGUCAGCGCUGCGUCAUGGAAGCCCGACGGCUCCAAGCUGACGGUGGGUUCCAUGACCGGCGCCGUGGACAUGUACGAUGCCUGCGUGAAGCGACACAUGUACAAGGGCAAGUUUGAGUUCACGUACGUAAGCAAGAGCGCCGUCAUUGUCAAGACGCUCAAAACGGGCAUGCGUAUCGUGCUCAAGUCGGUGUACGGCUACGAGAUUGAGAAAAUCAACAUCUACCAUGACAGGUAUCUGGUAGCCCGCACGUCUUAUACGCUGCUGAUGGGCGAUUUGGAGUCGUGCAAGCUGAGUGAGAUCCCCUGGGAGAGCAACAAUACGGAGAAAUUUCACUUUGAGAACGAGCGUGUGUGCAUGGUGCACUACGCGGGCGAGCUGCACAUAAUCGAGUACGGUCGUAACGAUGUACUGGGCACAUGCCGCACGGAGCACAUGAACCCGUACCUCAUCUCGGCGGUGGUGCAGGAGGCGCGCGGGGUGGCGCCCGAGUCUAAGAAGCUGGCGUACCUGAUUGACCUGCAGACAGUGCGGAUUCAGGAUCUCAUGGGGCCAGUGGGAUCCACCCUGGCUACUGUCAACCACGACACCAAGGUGGACUGGCUGGAGCUGAACCAGCGUGGCACGCACUUGCUGUUCCGCGACAAGAAGCGCCACCUGCACCUCUUUAACAUUGCCUCUCAGGAGCGCACCACGUUGCUGAACUACUGCCAGUACGUGCAAUGGGUCCCCGCCUCCGACGUGAUCGUGGCGCAGUCGCGCAACAACUUGUGCGUCUGGUACUCGAUCAAUAAACCCGACAACGUGACUAUGUUCCCCAUCAAGGGCGAGGUUAUUGACAUUGAGCGCCAUAACCACCGCACCGAGGUUAUUGUGGAUGAGGGCAUUAACACCGUUUCCUAUGCGCUUGACGAGGCACUCAUCUACUUUGGCGCGGCGCUGGAGGACCAGGACUACGAGCGCGCAGUGCAGACACUGGAACCACUGGAGCUCACACCGGAGACGGAGGCGCAAUGGAUGCAGCUGGCAGACCAGGCACUAGCCAACAACCAGCUGGUCAUUGCAGAGCGCUGUUAUGCGGCCCUGGGCGACAUUGCGCGUACGCGUUUCCUGCACAAAGUGGUGAAAAAGGCAACGCUAGCUGCAAAGGAACUGGGCGGCGAUGGCACCGACAGCUGGUCUGUGCGUGCCAUGAUGGCCAUGCUCAACAAGCAGUGGCCUGUAGCGGAGUCGCUGCUGCUUGCGCAGGGCAAGGUGGACGACGCAAUCACUAUGUACCAAGAUCACCAUCGCUGGGAGGACGCCAUCCGUGUGGCGGAGUCGGCGCAUCACCCUAAUGCAGCCUCCAUCAAGCAGCAGUUCCUGCAAUGGCUGCUGGAGACAAGCCAGGAAGAGCAGGCGGGAGCGGUAAAGGAGCGCGAGGGCGACUACCUGGCCGCCAUUGGGCUGUAUCUAAAGGGGGGUCUGCCGGGCCGUGCGGCCCAGGUGGUCAUGAGCGUGCACAAUCUUAGCUGGGACCCCGCGCUGCUGGACUCGAUUCUGGCGUCACUGGCCAAGGCGGGCCUGUACGAGCGUGCUGGCGAACUGUACGAGCAUAUGGGGCGCAGCACGGAGGCCAUGCAGAGCUACCGGCGCGGACACGCUUACCGCAAGGCCAUCGACCUGGCGCGGAGGGAGUUCCCCGCGGAGGUUAUCACCAUCGAGGAGGAAUGGGGAGACUGGCUGGUCACCCAGAAGCAGAUGGACGCCGCUAUCAACCACUUCAUCGAGAGCGGAGCGACGCUCAAGGCCAUCAAGGCUGCCAUUGACUGCCGCCAGUUUGCCAAGGCAGCGGGCAUCAUUGAAGUGCUGGACCCCCGCGAGGCCAUGCCGUACUACCGGCGCAUUGCGCAGCACUAUGAGACGACGGGCGCGUUGGAGGAGGCGGAGCGCUACUACAUUCGGGCAGACAUGGCUCGCGAAGCGGUGGAGAUGUACAGUCGCAAUAACAAGUGGGAGGCGGCGCAGCGCGUGGCGAGGGGUUAUCUCACCGAGUCCGAAAUGCGCGCGUUCUACCGUGCCAAGGCCGCCGAGUUCGAGGCCGCACACAAGCUUAAGGAGGCGGAGAAAGCCUACCUGGCUGCCGGCGGCGACGAUGUGGAUAAGGCUAUAGCCAUGUACAAGCGUGCCAAGAUGUACGACCACAUGAUUCGGCUGGUGACGCAGUACCGCAAGGAGAAGGUGCCGGAGGCCCAUACCCUGAUUGCUCAGCAGCUCGAGGUGGAGGGUAACCUGCGGGAGGCCGAGAAGCAUUUUGUGGAGGCCAAGGACUGGAAGAGCGCCGUGCAGAUGUAUCGGCAGGCCAACCAAUGGGAGGAUGCGCUGCGAGUGGCCAAGGGUUACGGCGGUAUCAAUGCCUCCAAGCAGGUGGCCUACGCCUGGGCGCUCACAUUGGGCGGCGACGAGGGCGCCCAACUGCUCAAGAAGAUGGGUCUCCUUGACCAGGCCAUCGAGUACGCAGUGGAGAGCGGAGCCUUCGCGCAGGCAUUCGAAAUGACCCGCGCCGGUGCCAAGCACAAGCUGCCCGAGGUUCAUCUCAAGUACGCCAUGUUCUUGGAGGACGAGGGUCGCUUCCAGGAGGCAGAGGCGGAAUUCAUUGCGGCAGAUAAGCCCAAAGAGGCAUGCGAUAUGUACAUGCACAACCAGGACUGGGACGCCGCCAUGCGCAUAGCGGAGCGCUACGACCCCACCAUGGUAUCGGAAAUCCUCGUGGCGCAGGCGCGAGUGGCAAUGGAGCGCAAGCAGUGGCUGCCAGCUGAGGGCCUGUUCAUCAAGGCCAAGCGGCCCGAGGCGGCGCUCAAGAUGUACCGCGACGCGCGCAUGUGGAACGACGCGCUUCGUGUGGCAGAACAAUACCUGCCCACCAAGGUGGCGGAGGUGCAGAUGGAGCUGCUCAGUGGCCAGGGUUCGGGCGGCGGCGGCCCCGCGGCGCCCUCUGCAGACGCCGUCAUCAAUAAGGCUCGCGCCUUCGAACGCAACAACGACUAUGCGCGCGCCAUUGAGGCCUACUUGUCGCUCACCGCACAGGACUCGACGAAUCACGAUCAAUUAGAACACUGUUGGGAGCAGGCCGCCCAGCUGGCCAUUAACUAUCAGCGCCACCGCAUGAAAGACGUGGUCAACACGGUCUCUGAGCGGCUGCAGGACAUUGGCAGACACCAAGCUGCAGGAGAGCUGCACGAGAGCAUUGACGACUCGCAGGGCGCCAUCCGCGCGUACUGCGCCGGGAGCCUGUGGGACAAAGCCCGCUCGCUGGCGGGCAACAACCCCACGUUCGUACGCUACAUCGAGGACCAGUACAACAGUCACCUCCUGCGGAACCAACAGGCCGACGAGCUCGCCAGCCGUGGAGGCCACCACGCGCAGCAGGCCAUCGAGAUGUUUAUGGCCCGCGACGAGUGGUCCAAGGUGCACGAGCUGGCGGCGCAGCAAGGCCCCGAAGUGGCAGCCAUGUAUGCGCUCAAGCACGCAGAGAAGCGCUUCAAGCAAGGAGACUACGCACAGGCUGCUGCCGUGUUCGCGCAAUACGGCAUCACCGCCAGCAUGCAAUAUUUCGAGCUGUACCGUUCCAUAGCGCAGGGCGUGUUGCACGCCAACCAGGCCGACCGCAGCCUGGCGGCGGAGAAGGCACUGCGCGACAUGAUGUACCGGCUGGUGGCGUUGCUACGCACCGGGGGAGGGGCCAACAAGUACAAAGCCGAUACAGAGGCGUUCCAGGGCUACUACCUGGCGGCGCACUACCUGUACACCGCGGCAUUGGCCAAGGAGCAGGGUCUUAAGGAGAUUGCAGCCAUGUGCAUGACCAGUGCACUGAGAUACGUGGGCAAUGCGAUUCCUGCGGACAGGGCGUUCUACGAGGCGGGCUUGGCCUGGUACGAGGCGGGCCGCAAGAACAUGGCCUUUGUAAUGCUCAACCGCUUCUUGGACCUCAGCGACGCGAUGGAUGAGCCUGACUCAUCCGCUGCCGUCAUAGAGAAUGCCGACUUCGCCGACACCGACAUCCCUUACGAUUUCACCAUUCCGGAACGGCCCUAUUGCUCGGAGGCGCAGCGCGAGGAGGUCCGCAACCUGGUUCUGGAGAUCUCCAUGGACCGCACUACGGAGCAGGUCCUCUCGCUGCGUGCCUGCGAACACUGCGGCAAGGGCACCUACGAGGCCAACCUCACAUGCCACUUUUGCAAGAAGAAGUAUGACCCGUGCGUCGUGACGGGCUACCCCAUACACUCUUAUGACCGCGUGAUAUUCAAGGCUAACGGCCCCGAGCUCAACGCCAUUCGCGACCACUGGAAUAAGUGGGUGGAGACGUUAGGCACUGACCCCGUCACCGGAAUGCAAGCGGCGCCGAUGUACUGAGAAGGCUUAUGGAUGAGGGUCCACGUGAUGACGGCCGGCAUGGAACCAGCGGGGCAGGAGGUCGCUUGGCGCUGCUUGGGUGGGGACGGAGGUGAUGGCAUAGCAGGGCUCGGGCAGAGCUGCUUUCCUUGCGCACACCAGUUCAGGGCCACGUUACAGCGGCAGCUUUAGCAGCAUGCCUAGGCACGGUUCUUGCAAGUGGUUGGGGUGUGCUGCGCAUCUAGUGGCGGGCUAAGAGCGGCUGCAUGUGAGGGCAAAAGGGGCAGCUGGGGUUGGGGUUAGGGCCAGGCCAGGCCAUGGUCGCCCUUCUGUACAUAUCAAAUAAUUUUAAUAGACCGACUU
Volvox carteri f. nagariensis is the source of this 5613-nucleotide messenger RNA. It is a transcript of the gene ift172, whose product is annotated as intraflagellar protein IFT172. NCBI's taxonomy places the organism in Eukaryota, Viridiplantae, Chlorophyta, Chlorophyceae, Chlamydomonadales, Volvocaceae. The transcript has 21 exons. Gene Ontology annotation, biological process: intraciliary transport. Bases 1 to 5271 code for a protein of 1756 amino acids. The record is from RefSeq and is a predicted model, not a curated record. Gene Ontology annotation, cellular component: ciliary basal body; intraciliary transport particle B; axoneme. Gene Ontology annotation, molecular function: protein binding.